Messenger RNA from Fraxinus pennsylvanica, 3129 nucleotides. The record is from the annotation of a GenBank genome assembly. Lineage: Eukaryota; Viridiplantae; Streptophyta; Magnoliopsida; Lamiales; Oleaceae.
AUGGUAAGAACUGAAAACGAAAUCCAAGUUAAACAAGAAAUUAUCGAGCAGAGCCGAAAGCCGAAUGACUCCCUUCCGCCGGCUUGCUUUAUCAACUUGUCAAGUUCCGAUUCCGAUUCGGACUUCGAUUCAGAUUCGGAUGCUUUGUCCGACAAUGAUAUCGACGGAAUUGUUAACAAAAGGCCUCGGGAGUCGACUGGAGAAGUUUCUGGAAACAAGAAGAAGAAGAGAGCCAAGGAUUUAAGUUUUGUAUUGCCGGUGGGGUUUCUUGACCCUCUGCCCGGUAAAGAAUCAGUAUCGAAAGAUUCAGAGGCGCCGUUGGCGUUGCCUGCGCCGCCGGAAAGAAACGCUGGGGUUGUGAGCGGUUGUAAGCAGUUCUGGAAGGCAGGGGACUUUGACGGCGGGCCUUCUGGUGACUGGCGGUCAGCUACCGGUGGCAUGGAUCAUGUCAGAGUUCAUCCUAAAUUUCUACACUCUAAUGCAACCAGUCAUAAGUGGGUUCUUGGAGCUUUUGCGGAGCUUUUAGACAAUUCGUUGGAUGAGGUUUGCAAUGGAGCAACAUACGUGAACAUAGAUAUGGUCAAAAGCAAGAAAGAUGGCAGCAAAAUGUUGCUGAUUGAAGAUAAUGGUGGUGGGAUGGAUCCGGAUAAAAUACGGCAAUGUAUGUCUCUUGGGUACUCUGUGAAAAGCAAAAUGGUAGAUACUAUUGGACAAUAUGGAAAUGGAUUUAAAACAAGUACCAUGAGGCUUGGAGCUGAUGUCAUUGUCUUCUCACGUUGUUUUGGGGGAGGCGAGAAAAGGCCCACGCAAAGCAUUGGAUUAUUGUCGUAUACAUUUUUGAGGAGCACAGGAAAAGAAGAUAUUGUCGUUCCCAUGCUUGAUUAUGAAAGAAGAGGACAAGAAUGGCAUAAGAUAAUUCGAUCGUCCGCCAGUGACUGGAAUAUAAAUGUUGAAACUAUAGCCCAAUGGUCUCCAUUUUCAAGUGAAGCAGAUCUUCUUCGGCAGUUUAAUCAGAUGAAGGAUCAAGGUACCCGGAUAAUUGUAUAUAAUUUAUGGGAGGAUGACCAGGGCCUAUUGGAACUUGACUUUGACACCGAUCCACAUGAUAUCCAAAUCCGAGGCGUAAACAGAGAUGAGAAGAACAUACAAAUGGCACAGUUGUAUCCCAACUCCAGGCACUUUCUAACAUAUCGACAUUCAUUAAGGAGCUAUGUAUCGAUUCUCUACCUCAGAAUCCCUCCUAUUUUUCGAAUUAUUCUGCGUGGGAAAGAUGUUGAACCCCAUAAUAUAGUGAAUGACAUGAUGAUGUCCCAGGAGAUUACUUAUCGUCCACAGCCUGGAACUGAUGGGGUCCCAAAAGAUGCUAACAUGGUUGCUUCUGUAACUAUUGGGUUUGUGAAGGAUGCAAAAGCACAUAUUGAUGUUCAGGGUUUUAAUGUUUAUCACAAAAAUCGGCUCAUUAAGCCAUUUUGGAGACUUUGGCAUGCUCCUGGUAGUGAUGGUCGUGGAGUUAUAGGUGUGCUUGAAGCCAAUUUUGUUGAACCAGCUCAUGAUAAGCAAGGGUUUGAGCGUACUACGGUUCUUGCAAGACUGGAGGCGCGAUUGAUACAAAUGCAAAAGACAUAUUGGUCUUCAAAUUGUCACCACAUUGGCUAUGCUCGAAGACGCAAUAAAAAAGCAUAUGAAAGAGAGAGCUCUCCCGAUUCUUAUUCCCCAACUCCUCAAUCAAAAAAGUAUGUUACCUCUUCAAGUAGCAAGUCUUCUAUCAAGUCAGUGGAUAAGGGUCUCAAUAAAGGGCAUGUGUAUGGAAAGGAUGAUGUGAAGAAAAAAGCAUCUGGAAAGCGACAAAGUUCUUCUGGACAAUUGUCUUCUGCUGAGGAUGUCAGUGAUGUUGAUGUGCAAAUUAACAUUUCUACGAAUCGAGUCAAUGGCUUAUCAUCUAGGAAAUUAUCAGGAAAAGAUGGAUUUCCAAUGCCUUCUGGAUUGAGAUCCGGUGAAGCUUCAGGAAAUAAUUUGCCUGUCGUAAGGCCUGUCCGAACAACCAGAAAUUUAAGAUCCCAGGAAGAUGAUUAUAAUAGAGAAGAGUUAUCACAUGCAAAAUCCAGUUCUGACACAAUGGAACUGUUGAAAGAAGAAAAUCGAGCGCUGAAAGAAAGAUUGCAAAGGAAAGAGGAAGAGAUUCUAGGUGAUCUGCUGCAUGAUCUACAGAGUGAAAAGGAUAAAUGCAAAUCACUCGAAGCUCAGCUGCACGAGGCAAAUCAAAAAAUUCAGGAACUGGUCAAAGAACAAGAUAGUUUGAUCGAUAUAUUCUCAGAAGAAAGGGAACGUCGAGACAUUGAGGAAGAAAAUUUGAGAAAGAAAUUAAAGGAGGCAUCAAAUACCAUCCAAGAAUUGCUGGACAAGAGCAUCAGUUCAUUCAUACAUCCAUCAAGCACGUUGAAGCUUGCAGAUGAAGGCAGGCACAUGAUCUCCCUCAUCCCUAAGUUGAGGAGCACGACAUUUUCCAAACAGGUAACUGACGCUGGCCUGCAAUUUGACGAUGAAUCAGCUGUAAACUCUCCCUCUGCUUCUCAUCGCAAGCUUCUGAAUCAUGAGAGAGAGAGAGAGUCUGUCUGCUACUACUCCGCUGGGCAAUCUAAGACUGCCCAGUGUAUUCUCUACGUGUCUUUUGUAAAAUCAAAUGCAACCUAUGUAUGCUCUCAAGCCUUCAAUCCAAUAGCCUAUGGUUCAAUUUUCUUGUUUGUACUCGGCUGGCUUUGCAGAAGCAAUAGGAAAGAUAAACCGAAACGAAAGGCUGAUGUAAAGUUGGACCGGAUAUGGUGCGACAAGUGUUUGAAAUCUGACAACGUGAUAAGCCAGGAGGCUACACAAUCACUGCCAAAUGGGAUUCCAACCUACAGGAUGGAGAUGAUGAAUGUAUGUAUUUUGGGGUGUGCCAUUUCAGGUAUACACUUGAAAUGUGAUUGGCUGAGCUCAGCUCGGCUCUUCAACUCUUGUAUCUUUAAGCAGCUCACCUUUGACGACUGCCUAGUUAAUGAUGGCAAACCCUUAUCAAUUGGUUGCACCAUCUCGCUUCAAUGUGCAAAUACCUUCAGUUACCCUCUAUCCAUCUCGUCCGUCAGUUACUGA